AUGAGGAGCGAACAAAAUCGACGACAAUACAUUGCGCAUGAGGAAUACUACCCGACGCCAUUCACGAAACCACUCCCCAACGUGCUGUGUAUCUUCAUGGAAUAUGCGCGCCAAGACUUUCCGCUAUGUUUUCGAUCAGUUGUCGCGGAAAGUCCGAAUCUCGGGCUGUGGACACACCCGUACACCUUCAAGGCACCCAACAAUACGUGGUCCUUGAGAGUCCUGCACGGCGUGGUGAAGCAGAUCCACACAUUUCAGUGGAAUGAGUUGGUGAGGCAGGGACAGGAGCAGUACUAUGAGAGCUGGAGGGAUGACACCAGAUGGGAUGCCAGUGCUGCAGGUGCACGAGAAGAGCUCUGCAUGCGCAUGGCAGCAUGGCGAAGUGCAAGUGAAAAUGUCCGAGGGAACGUAUUGGGGGAUAUAUACUUGGAGUGGGGAGCGAAGAUAAUCUGCUGCCUAAGCAAGGAGUUAGAUGUCAGGUGUAAAGGAGUUUCUGCAUACGAUGAGGAACACCACGAUGGAAAAUUGCCAUUCCAGCGUAUGAACAUGCGGUAG
Molecule: messenger RNA, 555 nt
Organism: Sparassis crispa
Lineage: Eukaryota; Fungi; Basidiomycota; Agaricomycetes; Polyporales; Sparassidaceae
Exons: 1
Coding region: 1-555 (184 amino acids)
Source: RefSeq, a predicted model, not a curated record